This is a messenger RNA of Gryllus bimaculatus (two-spotted cricket), 887 nucleotides long. The record is from the annotation of a GenBank genome assembly. NCBI's taxonomy places the organism in Eukaryota, Metazoa, Arthropoda, Insecta, Orthoptera, Gryllidae.
UGUGACUGCAGUGACUCUGACCGUGAGGUCGUGGCUUCGAGUCCCGACUGCGGCAGGUUUAUCCACACUAAACUAAACAGCUAGGUCGAAUUCAGCCGCUGUCUGGAUGAGAAAUUUAGCGGACGACUGUGCUUAUCGCCAUUGAAAUAAAAUUCUUUGGAGCAUCUGAGGUAAAGUGGCAAGAGCAUUAUACCCAAAGGCAAGGAAAUCGCAACGUGACGAGGACCAUAGUGUACUACGCACAAGAAGUAUACAUUGACAAUACUGCCUGCGUUCUCGGUGGUCAAGAUGGUGAUACAACAUUACCUCCUGGAGAAUAUACGUAUCACUUCGCUCUGGUCUUGCCUCCGGCAUUACCAUCCUCGUUUGAAGGAACUAUUGGCCAUGUGCGAUAUACAGUGAAGGCCAAGAUUGUGCGACCUUGGAGAUUCAAUCAUGAAAGCAAAGUGGCUUAUUCAGUUUUAAGCGUUUUGGACUUAAAUAACGUCGCAAAUAUACAGAAAGUGAUGUACACCGCAGCAUCCGGCUUUAAUGUGAAGAGCAUGGAGGCCCGGAUUGCUGUUGAACAAGAAACACUUGGUGUCGUGGAGAAGAAAGGCUCAAAGAACUUUCAAUCGGGUAUGGUCAUCCCUCCUCUGCCCACGUCAUUUCUCUUGUAUUGCAACUGCAUCGAAAUUGCUUAUUUUCUAGAGGUUGAAGGUGUAAUCUCUGGUGUGCACACAAACGCUGUCAUGGAAAUUCCCAUAGUGAUUGGGAUGAUUCCUUUGAGAAAUCAGUUCCAAUCUAUUCAGGCUACCGAUGCACAGGUUCCAUCUACAUCUGAAAUUCCAACAGUCUACGUCAUCCCUUCUUCUCCGCCUGGUUACGACUACCCUGACUUGCGUAAG